GAAAAAGAAAAGUUUAGUGCUAUAGUGACUGGCAACUAUUUUUAAUGAUUGAUCUUUAAAAAUAUUUUUCUUGUAAUCACAAAUAAGUGACUUCCUUUAUAUACCAUAAUUAACUGUGCUUUGCAUAUCAAACUGAACAGUUUUGUGGCUGUGAAGUGUUUUGAAGUAUAAAGCAUAUCAUUUCUGUCAAUUUGCUUCUUGAGAUCAAGGGAUUGAGAGAGAGAGAGAGAGAGAGAGAGAGAGAGAGAGCAAUAAUAGAGAUAGUCAGAGGAGGAGGAGAAGAGGGUAUAGAGACGGGAUGUUUAAGGAUCUUUCUUGGUUCUUCUGAGACAGAUUUGCUUCAAACUGAGAUUGAAAGGUUUUGUUGUGAUGCAAGAUGGACUUUUCAGAGCAUACGAGGAUUGUGUUCAAUAGAAUUAAGAAACUGGAACCAGAGAAUGUUACUAAGAUUAUCGGUUAUCUUCUUUUACAAGAUGGUGGUGACCAAGAAAUGAUUAAUCUGGCUAUGAGUCCUGAUGUGGCUAUUCAAGAAGUGAUUUAUAAGGCUAAAACUGAACUUAAUCAAUUAGCCCUCAAAUCAGCAACAUCUCCAGUCUCGCCAUCCAUGAAUUCACCACCUGUUUCAGAUCUUCCUUCACAGUUCACUCCUUUCUCCCCUGUUUCAUCUCGGUCUUUUUUGUCCCCAGCAACAUCCUUCCGAGCCCCUUCUUCCUAUUGGGAAUCUCAGGUUGCGGCUAAGCAUAAUUUAGAUUUUGCGUCUAUGGGUUACCUGGAUUCUGUGUCUGAGCUCCAAAACCAAAACCAUUUCUUGAGUUUGGAGGAUCAAAUAGAGCCUGUCAACUUGGGAAAUAUGGUAUUUCCAAGUGAUUAUUUCUCCUCGGAUGCUGCACUGGGUAGUUUAAGUGCAAGGGCGGGUCGGCGGUAUUCAAGCUUAAAUGAAAUCCCAGUUAAGACUUGUCACUAUUUCAACAAGGGUUUUUGUAAGCAUGGAAGUAAUUGUAGGUACUAUCAUGGACAAGUCUCGGAGAGCUUUCCUCGAACAUUUGAUGCUAACAAUGAAGAUCAGCUUUUCUCACCAGGGUCACUUGAGAAGUUGGAGUUGGAAAUCAUUGAGAUCUUGAAAUCAAGAAAAGGAAAUCCUGUUUCAAUUGCUUCUUUGCCAAUGAUAUAUUAUGAGAAAUAUGGAAAAGUUCUUCAAGCAGAAGGGUACCUAACAGAGAGCCAGAGACAUGGGAAAGCUGGUUAUAGCUUGACUAAGCUUCUUAUUAGGCUGAAAAACAGUAUUCAGCUGAUCGACAGACCUCAUGGUCAGCAUGCAGUAAUUUUGGUGGAAGAUGCUCCAAAAUACAUGGAUAAUCGGGGGGACAGAAAUGACCCUGGUCCAAUUGUUAGUGGAUCACGGCAGAUAUAUCUAACCUUCCCCGCUGAGAGCACUUUUACAGAAGAUGAUGUCUCCAACUACUUCAACACCUUUGGAUCAGUUGAGGAUGUAAGGAUCCCCUGCCAACAGAAAAGGAUGUUUGGUUUCGUAACAUUUGAAAGUGCAGAUACUGUGAAGAUGAUUUUGGCAAAAGGAAAUCCUCAUUUUGUUUGUGGUGCUCGAGUUCUUGUGAAACCUUAUAGGGAAAAAUCAAAGCUUACUGAUAGGAAGUAUCAGGAGAGAAUUGAGCCUCCAUUCUAUUUCUCUUCUCAAUACGUAGAUACAGAUUCUGAGUUUUAUCCAAUGCGAAGAGGAUAUGAGACCUCAAGGUUGCUGAGAAAGCAGCUUAUGGAAGAGCAACAGGAGCAGGCUCUUGAAAUUCAGAGGAGGCGAUUUGCAGAACUGCGAACAGCUCAGAAGCCAAUGUCUAAUCAGUCUUAUUUUGGCUACUCGAUGGAGGGGCUUAAAGUCUCAGAAGAUAAUUUCAAUUUGCCAUCCACUGAACGUCUUAGUCAUCUAAUUGACGUUCUGAACAUUGGCUCAGUAAGUGAUGACACAUUCAGGCAUACAGAGACCAAUUACAUGGACCCGGACAGCCAAGGACUGAACUUACCAGAGAGCCCAUUUGCGUCUCCAAUAGCUAGCAGCAUUUCUACAGUCAUAUAGGUUCAGCACACAGAAGAAUUAUAGAGUUCAGAGUAACAAAGGCAACAGCAACAUCUUUGGUUUGAUACACAGCAGCACCUCUUUUUUUUUUGCGUUUUUCCUUCCAUUUUCCCUUUAACUUGUUCACCAAGGUUUACAGCAAGUUCAGAACAGCUAAUGAAGAAACAAGAAGCAUCUCCCUCCUACACGGGGCAAAGGAAGUAGCAAAGCAGAAUAUGAUACACAGAAAUACAUGUAAGAAGGCUACAGUUUUUCUAAUGUUAGAGAAACAAACAAGGCAAGAAGGUUUGAAUAUUAAGUAGCGAAGAUGUAAUUAGUUUUUAGCGGAACAAAAGGAAUUAGAACAUAUGCAGUGUUUGGAGAAGUUAAUGUUUAAAACCUCUGCAACACUCACUGAUAGAUGAAAAUGACUUCAACAGAAGGAUUAGAAGUUGCCCUAUACCAGUUUAGCAAAAGUUGUUUAUAGUUUUGCCAUUUUCUGUUUACACAGUGGGCAUGCUUUUGCCUUUCUUUUGGCUUAGGCACAAAGAAUGAUUAUCCUCAAUUCUCAAUAGUUGCUUGCCUGUUGGAGUUGAUUUUUUAUUUAA
Molecule: messenger RNA, 2673 nt
Organism: Hevea brasiliensis (rubber tree)
Lineage: Eukaryota; Viridiplantae; Streptophyta; Magnoliopsida; Malpighiales; Euphorbiaceae
Product: zinc finger CCCH domain-containing protein 18
Exons: 8
Coding region: 377-2086 (569 amino acids)
Molecular function (GO): metal ion binding; RNA binding
Source: RefSeq, a predicted model, not a curated record